GGGGGGAAGAGCUAGGGUUCUUGAGCGUCAUGGCGCCUAGGGCCGCUACCUCAGAUCCAUCUAAGCCGGACGGCGAUUCCGCGCGCAACGAGGUAAAAUCUCCGCCCAGCAGCACCCGCAGGAGCCAGCGGGAUCCAGACGAGCGCCGCCGCAACGACGAUCACAGGCACAGCGGGAGCUCCCGGCGGCGAGCGCGCUCGCGCUCCCGGGACGACAGGAGAAUGCGCUCCAGGUCCAGGGAGAGGAAUCGCUAUAGGAACCACGACAGUAGACGCCACAGUAGGAGCUCUUACCAGCCUCGUCCCCGGCGAUAUAGAUCCCCGAGCAGCAGUAGUAGCGGCAGUAGAGAAAGAAGGCGAAGAAGAAGAACAAGGGACAGUAGCAGCAGUGGGAAAUCAUCGCCAUCGCCAUCGCCACCGCGAUCUAGAUCGCGCUCUCGAUCGGAGAGCCAGAACCAAAACCAUCAACAGCAGCAGCAGCAGCAGCAAGCACAGCCUCAGCAGCUUCAGCAAUCGCAGCAAGCAUCGCAGCUCCAGCCAUCGCAGCAGCAAUCCUCGCAGGUCCAGGUCCAGGUCCAGCCAUCGCAACCAGUAGUUCUUCCAGCCGGGAUAGCCCAGCUCCCGGUGGUGCUGCGAAUGCCACAGAUGCCGCAGAUCACCAAGCCGGCUCGCCGGGUCUACGUUGGCGGCCUCCCGGCCGUGGUGGACGAGGCCCGGAUCGCCACCUUCUUUAACCACGCCAUGGCAGUCAUCGAAGGCAACACUUACGGCCAGGGUGGCGACGCCGUGGUGAGCGUCUUCAUCGACCACGCCAAGAACUACGCGUUUGUUGAGAUGCGCUCGGUGGAGGAGGCCAGCAACGCCAUGGCUCUGGACGGGAUCAUCUUCGAGGGCUCGCAAGUCCGGAUCCGGAGGCCCAGUAACUACAACCCCGAGCACGCCAUGCUGUUUGGAUCGUCCCAGCCGAGCCCGUCUCUGCGGCUCGACAAAGUUGGAUUGGUCUACCGCGCUCACGCCGAUGGACCGGACAGGAUCUUCAUCGGGGGGCUCCCUUACGAGUGGGGCGACGCGGAGGUCCGCCAGCUGCUAGAACCAUUCGGAGCUCUCCGCGCGCUCGACAUCGUCAAGGACUCGUACACUCGAAAGUCCAAAGGCUAUGGCUUCGCGGUUUACGAGAACCCGGCAUCCACCGACGCGGCUUGCGCAGCGCUCAACCAGAAGCCACUCGAGGGGAAGAUCCUGCGCGUCCACCGCGCGACGAACUCGUCCGGGAACCCGGCGCUCGUUCUUCUCCCGCAGAGCUCUGAGCUGGGGACUCGGGUGGUGUGCCUUUGCAACGCCGUGUCCGAGGAGAUGCUGCGAGACGAGAAGGAGUACGCGGAGAUCAUCGAGGAUAUGAAGGAGGAGUGUGGGAAGUAUGGGCCGCUGGUGAGCGUGGAGAUUCCUCGCGGCGAUGGAGCUCCGGGGCUCGGGAAGGUGUUCCUCGAGUACAAGGAUUUGGUCUCGGCGCUCAAGGCGCGGCAUGGAUUGCAAGGCCGGAGCUUUGACAAGAGGACCGUCCAGGCAACAUACUACCCGGAAGAUAAGUUCUCGGCUAAAGAUUAUGGUGGCUAACGCGCGGAAUUUUUUCCAGCUAUCUUCACAUCGUCUUCUAUUUGUAAAACGCAGUCGUCCAUCCAGUGUUCUUCGUUUGUUCUACGUUGUUGUUCUUAUUCUCUCUCUAACAGUGUGAAGUUUUUUUUU
Selaginella moellendorffii is the source of this 1742-nucleotide messenger RNA. Its product is annotated as splicing factor U2af large subunit B-like. The transcript has a single exon. Lineage: Eukaryota; Viridiplantae; Streptophyta; Lycopodiopsida; Selaginellales; Selaginellaceae. Gene Ontology annotation, molecular function: pre-mRNA 3'-splice site binding; poly-pyrimidine tract binding. Bases 30 to 1613 code for a protein of 527 amino acids. The record is from RefSeq and is a predicted model, not a curated record. Gene Ontology annotation, cellular component: nuclear speck; nucleus; U2-type prespliceosome. Gene Ontology annotation, biological process: mRNA processing.